UCAGGUGUGAUCCUGUAUAUUCUGCUGGUGGGCUACCCGCCUUUCUGGGACGAGGAUCAGCACCGGCUUUAUGCGCAGAUCAAGUCCGGCGCAUACGACUACCCGUCUCCAGAAUGGGACACCGUCACACCGGACGCCAAAAACCUCAUCAACUCGAUGCUGACGGUGAACCCGCAGCGCCGCAUCAACGCCACAGAGGCGCUGAAACACCCCUGGAUCUGCCAAAGGGAGCGUGUGGCUUCAGUGGUCCACAGGCAGCAGACCGUCGACUGCCUCAAGAAGUUCAACGCUCGACGCAAGCUCAAGGGAGCCAUUCUCACUACGAUGCUUGCCACUCGGAACUUCUCCAGUCGCAGCAUCGUCGCCAAGAAGGGUGACGGUUCUCACGUGAAAGAGAGCACAGAGAGCAACACCACUGUCGAGGAUGACGACUGCAAAGAGGACCGCAAGGUCGACAGAUCGGCCACUGUGAUCGCCCGAGAGCCCGAAGAGAACGGCCCCGGCAAGUGUCAGGUCUCUCUAGUGCCCGUCAUUCAGCGAAACGACCAGGUGUUUAACGAUGGCUGUGCACGCGGUAGCAGCUCGCUGGACUCUGAGGAGGAGGCUCGGAAACAGGAGAUCGUGAAACUGACGGAACAACUUGUCGAGGCGAUCACAGUUGGCGACUAUGAGGCCUAUACGAAGCUGUGUGACCCUCACCUGACCUCGUUCGAGCCAGAGGCGCUCAGUAACCUGGUGGAAGGCAUGGAGUUCCACAAGUUCUACUUCGACAACGUGUUGGGCAAGUUCCGGAAGGCAAUCAACACCACUAUCCUGAACCCUAACGUUCACCUGCUGGGGGACGAGGCGGCCUGCAUUGCCUACGUACGGCUCUCGCAGUAUAUUGACAGGCAGGGUGUGCCUCACACUGAACAGGCCGAGGAGACUCGCGUCUGGCACCGACACGACGGAAGGUGGCAGCACAUUCAUUUCCACCGCUCGCAGAACGGCUCCAAGUAAUCCGCCACCGCCACCGCCAACGCCCAGAAACGCCCGAAAACGCCACCGCCCGACGCCCGACGCUCGACGCCCAGAAACGUUCGACCGCUGCAGACCCGCAGAGAAAGAGAGAAAGAGAGAGUGGGGAGGUCAUGUGAUCGAUUUCCAUGUAGGUGUUAUGUGUUCUCGCGCAAUAGCCGCGAAGGAGCUAGGCGGGGUGUGGGUGUUUUGUGAUUGGUGGGCGCGCGGCGAGCUCGAACGCUGAUUGGUGGAGCGCGGGCGGGCUGAGCGCGGAUUGGCCGGCAGCCGUCGGUUAGGUGUCUGUUGAUUGGUGGAGCGACUGGCUCCGUGUUCGCUGAUUGGUUGUUGGGCCGGCGCGCUGCCCGCUGAUUGGUCGGCUGCCGGCCGUGCUGUGUGCUGAUUGGCUAGCCGGUCGGCCGGCUGAUCGCCGAUUGGCCGAGCCGAAAGCCACAUCUAGUCGAGGAGUCGGCGGCGAAAUCAAAACCAACGCAGCUGCUGUCCUCGCGCGGCGCCCCUCCGCCGCCGAACUUUGACGGUCGGCCGCUAGGUGGCAGGCGCGCCGCCGCCGCCGCCGCCGCCGCCGCUCGGAUUUGAUGGCUUUUUAUUGUGCCUGCAAUGUCCGUACUUGCGCCGGGGAGCGCGCGCGUCCUGUCUUUAGGUGGUUCCCCUCUCAUUCUGCCCACCCGCUUGGGACUGUAUUUGUGUGUGCGUGCAAUGGUACAGGGUGCGCCAGCCAGCGGCGUCGGCUGUAUUGAUGCUAGGACGCGUUUGGACAGUCUCCACCCCUUUGCUUGUGGUCUUAUCGAGAACUUUGUCCGGGUUUUAUUAUAUCUGGUCUCUGACGCGAGUUAGCUUGAGGCUGAUUGACUGAACUAUUCUGGCCAGCCGCAUACAGGCAAUAAGCCAUUCAUUACCCAAUACUCUGCGUCCGUAAAGCUGGGUGGCGACUGCGACUGUGGCGCCGCCCUGGCGGCGGGUGACCGCAGUCGUAGUACCGACCGCCGCCGCCAGAUGCCAUGCUGGCCGCUGAUGUGGUUCUCUUCGGGCCCGAAAUGUUGGUGAUGUUCUUAACUAUCGUAGUCGGUAGUGAGUGAGUGAGGCCGCCCGCGCGCUGUGGGCGGCUCCGCCCCCGCCCCCGUCCCCGCCCCCGCCCCUCAGUCUGGUUGUCUGCGCCGCGUGUGUUGCGUGUGCGUCGUUUUCGCCAACUCUGGCGCGGCGUGAGAUGUGUCGAUUCGAGAGAGGGAGAGAAAACGAGCGAGAGUGUAUGUCUGUUCGUUCGACGUGGAACGGGCUGAGACAGAGGGAUGGAGGAGUGGAGAGAGUUACGGAGAAUAUUGACGUGAGCAGGAGGUUGAUUUAGGUUUGGGUGGUCGUAUGGUGCCCACUGAGACUCUUACGGACCUUUUUGAGGUAUUGAUGUUGGGUGUUUUAUCGACCUAUUUUAUUCACAAAGUGCAUCGCUAAAUAAAGAUAGACUCUCUACGCACAA
Molecule: messenger RNA, 2488 nt
Organism: Amphibalanus amphitrite
Lineage: Eukaryota; Metazoa; Arthropoda; Thecostraca; Balanomorpha; Balanidae
Product: calcium/calmodulin-dependent protein kinase type II alpha chain-like
Exons: 12
Coding region: 157-999 (280 amino acids)
Biological process (GO): protein phosphorylation
Molecular function (GO): calcium/calmodulin-dependent protein kinase activity; calmodulin binding
Source: RefSeq, a predicted model, not a curated record